This is a messenger RNA of Strongylocentrotus purpuratus (purple sea urchin), 453 nucleotides long. RefSeq lists its product as uncharacterized. NCBI's taxonomy places the organism in Eukaryota, Metazoa, Echinodermata, Echinoidea, Camarodonta, Strongylocentrotidae. The transcript has a single exon. The record is from RefSeq and is a predicted model, not a curated record. The coding region runs from base 1 to 453 and encodes 150 amino acids.
AUGCACCUGAUCCUGCUCAUCUACAACUACUACCUCUCAACCGCUCAUACUUCGCAGGAGAUGAAAAAUGGAUUGAUUCUUCCCUUCCACAAGGGCAAAGGAAAGGAUCCCCGUGAUCCUAGGAACUAUCGAGGGAUUACAUUGUCUUCAUCCUUCUCCAAGCUCCUUGAGCUUAUCCUCAAACCAAGGCUAGAGAAGACCCUUCAAGGCAAUGGUAUACCAGAUGAGCUACAAUUCGGGUUCCAGAAAAACCACUCCUGGCAUGACGGCCUCUUCUACAAAGUGGAUCAAACCAACGUUGACCCUGCAUACACAGCCCUCCUCAGAUCUUUGUAUGAAAACAUGAAAAGCCGAGUACUGUGCUCUGACAAGACAAGUGGAGCCAUACCGAUACUCCAGGGUGUCAGGGAAGGUGGGCGUACUCUCCCCCCUGCUGUACACUGUUUUUGUUGA